Messenger RNA from Solea solea (common sole), 852 nucleotides. RefSeq lists its product as uncharacterized. The transcript is spliced from 5 exons. The record is from RefSeq and is a predicted model, not a curated record. Lineage: Eukaryota; Metazoa; Chordata; Actinopteri; Pleuronectiformes; Soleidae. Bases 52 to 726 code for a protein of 224 amino acids.
AGCAGCUUCAGUACACACACACAGGCAGAACACCUGCAUAAACAAGCAAUCAUGGCAAAGCGCGUCGCAGUAAUUCUCUCCGGCUGUGGUGUCUACGACGGCACGGAAAUCCACGAGGCCUCUGCUGUCCUCGUCCACCUGAGUCGCGCAGGGGCAAAAGUGCAGAUGUUUGCUCCAAAUGCAGAUCAGAUGCAUGUUGUGAAUCACUGUGAUGGCAAACCGACAGAAGAGAAAAGAAACAUCCUGCAGGAAAGUGCCCGCAUUGCCAGGGGGGAAGUCACUGAUCUGGCCAAGUUGGAUGUGUCAGCAUUUGACGCGGCCAUCAUCCCAGGGGGUUUUGGUGUGGCUAAGAACCUGAGUGACUUUGCAGUGAAGAAUAAGGAGUGCACCAUCCAACCACAUCUGGAGAAGCUCCUCAAGGCAUUCCACAAAGCUGGAAAACCACUGGGCAUGUGCUGCAUCUCCCCCAUCCUCGCCGCCAAAAUCCUGCCAGGCUGCGAGCUCACUGUGGGACAGGACAAAGAGUGUGAAAAGUGGCCGUAUGCUCAGACAGCAGGUGUCGUCAAGGAGAUGGGCUGCAAGUAUGUGAAUAAGGACGUGGGAGAAGCUCAUGUCGAUGUCAAAAACAAACUGGUCACCACCUGUGCCUUCAUGUGCAAUGCUCCCAUUCACAACAUCUUUGACGGAAUAGGUAUCCUCGUUAAAGAGACACUGAAACUGGCUUAAGAAAUCUCUAUUUACUUACUUAAACGAUCUUUCUGUAAAAGCACUCUUCAACUUAUUUGUCUGACAUUGUAUCUUCAAUCUGUGGUUUUGAGACUGUCAAUAAAAAACAAACCUAAAUAUUCAAAA